AUGAAGGCUGAAGUUGGAGUUGAACUGGGGAGCCGGGAGGCCCCCCCAGUCGAGCGAUAUACUGGAACGUGUCACUCCAUUUGUCGGGUCAUUCCGGAGAUCACCAGUAUAGUAAUUGGGUAUGUUGCAUCUGUCUUGUUAAAGGCUAAAAUCAGGGAUGAGGUAAUUCGCAACAGAUGUGGUAUCACAGAUACAGUAGAGAAAGUCCAAGAGGCUAGACUAAGGUGGUUUGGUCAUGUGUUGAGGAGAGAGGAUGAAGAACCCUGCAGGAUGGCUUGGAACCUUAGUGUGGAAGGUGACAGAGAUAGAGGGAGACGGUGUCAGAGAUGGAGCGAUAACAUCAAGAAGGACCUCGAGGAAAAAGGAUUAGCCGAAGGAGAUGUGGACAGGGUUAGGUGGAGGAGUGCAACCAAAGCAGCUGACCCCAGGACAGUCUGGGACUAA
Penaeus chinensis is the source of this 444-nucleotide messenger RNA. RefSeq lists its product as uncharacterized. Lineage: Eukaryota; Metazoa; Arthropoda; Malacostraca; Decapoda; Penaeidae. The record is from RefSeq and is a predicted model, not a curated record. The transcript is spliced from 2 exons. Bases 1 to 444 code for a protein of 147 amino acids.